AUGCCGACCGGCAGGAGCAAGAAGAAGAGGCCGAAGAAGGAGGUGAACGACGGAGAGGAGCCGGGAGAAGUGGGUGUGGAGGUGGAGAUGGAGGAGCUGACCUCCAGGAGUCGCUCUGACAGCAGAGACCUUCUGACCCCGGAGCCUCAGGAGCCAGCACCACAGAAGAAGAAGAAGAAGAAGAAGGCGCUGACCAUCGACCUGGAAGCAGAAGACGUUCCAAACGGAGACAUGGUGGAGUCGCCCGUGGACGGAGAGGAGACGACUGCUGCUGUGACCAGGAAGACCAAGAGGAAAAGGAAGCCGAAGGCGACGGAGAACUACGCCGACGACCUCGGAGCCGAAGACGAUGACAUCAUCACAGACGCCCAGUCUCCCAUCCCCCAGCAUUCCCUGUUCUCCGCCCCCCACAGCCACAGCCAGCCGCUCGGCAAAGUCUUCGUGGAGCGGAACCGGCGCUUCCAGGCGGAGCGGGUGGAGCAGUUCCGACACCCGGAGCUGAUGGACGACUACACGGACCCCCGACAGUUCUGGACCACCAGAGACGUGGCUCUGAGGGUCCACAGCGGCUUCAGGGUGAUGGGCCUGUUCUCUCACGGCUUCCUGGCGGGCUACGCCGUGUGGAACGUCAUCGUCGUGUACGUGUUGGCGGGCGAGCAGAUGACCACGCUGCCCAACCUGCUGCAGCAGUACCACGCCCUGGCCUACCCCGCCCAGUCGCUGCUCUACCUGCUGCUCGCCAUCAGCACCGUGUCGGCGUUCGAUAGAGUGAACCUGGCCAAGGCCUCCAUGGCUCUGAGAGGAUUCCUCACACUCGACCCUGCUGCUCUGGCCUCGUUCUUAUACUUUAUCGCCCUGAUCCUGUCCCUCAGUCAACAGAUGACCAGCGACCGUAUCAACCUUUAUCCUUCAGCCAACGAGACUCUGUGGCCUCCAGGUUCAGAGGAGCAGAUCCUGCGGCCGUGGAUCGUGGUGAACCUGGUGGUGGCGCUGUUGGUGGGCUUGGCCUGGGCCGUCAUCUCCACACGACCGGAUAUCGACUACACAGAAGAGUUCCUGAUGACCAUGGAGGUGGAGAGUUCCUCGAGAGGAGAGGAGAACUUGGACGUUUCUGCCUGA
Molecule: messenger RNA, 1119 nt
Organism: Limanda limanda (common dab)
Lineage: Eukaryota; Metazoa; Chordata; Actinopteri; Pleuronectiformes; Pleuronectidae
Product: transmembrane protein 237A-like
Exons: 10
Coding region: 1-1119 (372 amino acids)
Biological process (GO): cilium assembly
Cellular component (GO): ciliary transition zone
Source: RefSeq, a predicted model, not a curated record